Molecule: messenger RNA, 1398 nt
Organism: Triplophysa dalaica
Lineage: Eukaryota; Metazoa; Chordata; Actinopteri; Cypriniformes; Nemacheilidae
Gene: pdcd2
Product: programmed cell death 2
Exons: 6
Coding region: 50-1123 (357 amino acids)
Cellular component (GO): cytoplasm; nucleus
Source: RefSeq, a predicted model, not a curated record
CACUACACUCAGAUGCGCAGCCAGCUAAAAAUUUUAGCUUUCUGGACAGAUGGCUACAAAUGUGAAUAAAGAGUCAGAAUCAAACAGUGAUGUAACUUUAGGUUUCUUAGAGGAGGCGGAAUCGUGGGAGCUUCUUAGCAACCAGUUUCCAAGUAAAGUCGGAGGGAGACCUGCGUGGUUGAGCCAGGUGGACUUGCCAACUCUUCCUGAGUUACUGUGUGAAAAAUGCAAACUCCCAACAGUGUUUCUUCUGCAGGUGUAUGCACCGAUUUCAGAGUAUGAGCGAUGUUUUCACAGGACACUGUUUGUGUUCUGCUGCAAGACUCCAGCCUGCUAUACUCGAAAUGACGGCAGGUGUUUUAAAGUGUUUAGAUGUCAGCUGCCAAGGAUAAAUAAGUUUUACCCGUUUGAUCCUCCUUCCGACGAGAUGCCAGAGCACGUACUGGAAGAUCAUCAGGUUCUGGGCUCCGGGCUUAAAUUGUGCAGACUGUGUGGUUGUCUCGGACAGAAAGCGUGCUCUCGAUGUCACUCCGUUACAUACUGCUGCAAAGAGCACCAGACAAUAGACUGGAAAAACCGUCAUAAGAAAGAAUGUGCAAAUGAGGUUUCUCCUAGCUCAAAGGAGCUCAAUUCAUUUCUGUUUCCGGAGUGGGAGCUGGUAACUGAGCCAGAGGAGCUUCCAGCCAAAGAUGAGGAAGCCCACGAAUCCCAAAACUUAGACCAAGAACACACAGUCUUAUAUAAUGAUUUGGAAAAUAGUGAGCUAGAGAGCAUGGCCCUUCAUGAAACACAAGACUCUAAAGUGUUUCAGAGGUUUAAGGAAUACAUUGCUAAUGAACCAGAACAGGUUUUGCGGCAUUGUAAGGGAGGCAUGCCUCUUUGGGUGUCAGCUGAGCAUGUUUUGAAUGAAGAGGACACUCCAAAAUGUUCAUGUGGUGCAAAACGAAUCUUUGAAUUUCAGAUUAUGCCACAGUUACUUAAUCACCUCAAAAUGGAUAGGACCGAUGCCUGCAUAGACUGGGGGACAGUGGUCAUCUACACGUGUGCUGAGAGCUGUGACCAAGGCACCAAAUAUUCUGCCGAGUUUAUUUGGAAACAAGAUUUUUCAGAUCUGGCAGUAUAGAAUUAUUUCAUAAUGCAAUUUUGUACUCUUAAUUCAUAUUUAAAAAGUAUAUUUGUAAUGUCAGCUAAAUGUAUUAAAUACAUGAUAAAAGACAUUAUCAGACAUUUGUUACAUACUAUAACAGAAAAUUGAAACAGGCAUGUGUACACAGAAAACAAAUCUGUUUGUGUGACUAUAUUCAAUUGACUCAAGACUCUUGCAUGAAAGAAAAAUGAUUGUCACUGUCUUUUUGCUGUUCUUCAUACAAUUGUAAGACAAGUUAUAAUUUCUCUUUA